AUGAGCCUUCUUGUCCCUCUCAGUACAGCAAAACUCGCAUCGCAGUUAACAUCAUAUGAUAUCAUUGAAGCGCCCAUCGAGCAUCUUGCCAAUCUCACACUUCGAAACGCCGAAGAACUUGAAGCUAGGCUCGCACAUUUUGGAGAUUCCGUCAAGAAAAGACGACAUGGAUCGAAGCAAACUAAUGAGUUGUUAAGCGCUUUGGCUGGCAAUGCAGCAAAUCUGACCCGGGAUGUACUGUCGAAGGUGGAGGAGACUUAUAACGCCUCCAUUGCUACUUUAGAUCCUGCCUCGAGCGACUUUGUAACGAGCUCAGAACCCGACACAGGCGGUUUUCGCAGGCUGCUUGUUGCUCAUAACUUUGUUCUAUCGCUUUCGCUUGCUAUGGGAAUGGAUUUAACGGCUGAUUACGAGAUUGAUCCCGCCCCGUUCGAUCACUAUUGUCGCUCCGUUCAGAAGUGGAUCGCUGAUACCGCUUCCAGACCUGAUGAACAAGUUGGAACUGAGCCCCCUUCAACAAGCCAACUCGCCGAAGCUAUAGGAGGCCUUUCUCUAGCUGACUCCCAAUUCGCCACAAGGUCUCCUCUGGAAUCAGCCUUGCGGUCCGCUGGCUAUACCUCAUCCGCGCGGUGUGAAGUACAUCUAUUCUUGAACUGGAUACUGGAAUCCAAAUUUCCACGAGCAGCAAGCUUCUCCCGUUUCGGGGCUUUGCGCAGCGCACAUCAUUUCAGGAGUCGGAAGAAACCUUUCAAUCACGAAUACAUCGUCCUGUGUUUCGUCACCGCUGGUGGCGAAGAAAGCGUGGUUAGGUUGGAGCGAGCCGCAUUCCUUGGACCCAACCCUUACUUGCCACUGCCGGAUAAUCUAGCCCCUUUAUAUCGGGGUGUUCAGGCGCGAGAAUGGGUCUCUUUCGCUUGCUCGAAAAACGACUUGGUGGUUAAUUCUGAUGAGCUCGCAACUCUCCAUUACGAUGGUUCAGGCGCGAGUUCAUCUGACGACCAUCAAUCAAAGUCUUCUCUUGGGACAAGAUUUCUGGUGACUGAUCUCGCACUUGAAGUCACCCGAACUAAAGGUACACAUACCCAGUACAGGAUCUUCACGACGAAUUGCCGAUGGUUCGCUCGGCAGUUAUUCCUAAACCUUGUAGAGUUUUCUGAGAACUCCCAUACUCUGCACCAACUCACUUGGAGAGGAAAGCAUUGUUUACGGCAACGCAUCGAGGAGAAGCUGGGAAAAGAGUGGUUUGGUGGAGGACAACUCAAAGGGACGAAGGCGGUUUUCUUGCGCGCAGAGAAUACCCUUGCACUUGCAGUGAGGCUCUUGGAAGACGACGCACCAGCUUUAGCGCAUCAGUUAUGCAGCGGGGUAAUAUCGUCGAUUGAACAAGUCGUUCCGGAGGAAGAAGAAGUCUCCAAGAAAGACUUCCUUUUAUGCUAUGCAUUGAUGACGGAUGGGGAUGCCCUCUCUCUUGCGGGUGAUGUACGGAAGGGCCUUGCCGCUCUCGAGCGUGCUGUCAAACAUGGACGAGCUAUUAGUUGGGAGUACAAGGCCCUUUACACGAACUGCCUGACUCGAUACGCGGAUGCCUUGUUUCGGUUGGAUGAAGUUUCCAAGGCAUGCGAGAUGAUGGAGAGGGCCGUUGCCGUUACUAAGGACUUUAUAACAUCGCCAAGACACUUCAAGGCCGAUCUUGUAUCGUUCCGCCUGAACCAACUUGGCUUGUACCUUCGCAAACUUGGCGACCUUCCUAAGGCCAGACAAGCGUACGAAGAGGCCUUGGAUAUCAUAUUGCCGGAAUAUGCCAUCGAGCCUGAAAAAUUCGACACGUCGGUGCCCAUUUUGUGGAGGGAUUUGUCUUCUCUACUCAGCCAGAUGGGUUUGCACGAAAAUGCCUGCGCUGCAGCAAAGAAUGGCAUCAAAGUAGCGAAGAAGAGGACAUCAUUGGAUUCCCCUUCACUCCCCAACCAAGCAUCUCUCGAGUUAGCCAUUCUUCUUCGAGCCCUUGCAGAGGCACAGCUAGCAUCCGGUAAUGUUCCUAGCGCUCUGGAAAGCGCCGGGGAAUCUAUACGGACACUCGAGACGUUUGUACUCCCUUCACUCGAAACAGCGCCUCCGCGCGAACGCAACGCAUAUUUUAUGGCGUUGAACCAAUACGCCUCCAUUCUCAAUGGUUUAGGCAGAGAAGCAGAGGCAGUUCCGACUCUUCGGUCAUGCGUCCCUGUAUUGAAAUCGCUCGUUAAAGAUGAACCAUGGCAUCCCGAUCAUCGUGCUAAUCUUUCGACGACGCUCCAGAACCUUUCACUUUGUGUCUAUAAGCAGAACGUGGACGAAGCUUUUGCUUGCAUGGAACAAGCCGUUGAGUUGGAACGGACGAUGUUUCAGGAAGAUAAGGCUGGGAAGGCAACGUUUGUGGAUGCCCUGGAAAGCUUUGCGGAAUUAUUAAAAGUCAUGAAGCUGCGCGACAAGAAAACCAAAGUCUUGGAGGAACUGAAGGCAGUCCAAAACGCCUAG
Cantharellus anzutake is the source of this 2511-nucleotide messenger RNA. RefSeq lists its product as uncharacterized. NCBI's taxonomy places the organism in Eukaryota, Fungi, Basidiomycota, Agaricomycetes, Cantharellales, Hydnaceae. Gene Ontology annotation, molecular function: protein binding. Bases 1 to 2511 code for a protein of 836 amino acids. The transcript is spliced from 4 exons. The record is from RefSeq and is a predicted model, not a curated record.